Messenger RNA from Esox lucius (northern pike), 1194 nucleotides. It is a transcript of the gene cryba1b, whose product is annotated as crystallin, beta A1b. Lineage: Eukaryota; Metazoa; Chordata; Actinopteri; Esociformes; Esocidae. Bases 103 to 711 code for a protein of 202 amino acids. The record is from RefSeq and is a predicted model, not a curated record. Gene Ontology annotation, molecular function: structural constituent of eye lens. Gene Ontology annotation, biological process: lens development in camera-type eye; visual perception. The transcript is spliced from 5 exons.
CCCCCGGGGCUGUAUAUAAACCCCCACACACACCUUCCUGGCAGAACCCUUCGACACACACACAUCGCCCUGUUUAGGUCAUCACUAAGACAGUAGGAAAUAAUGGCUUUGACCAACCCCAUUAACCCUGUGAACCCAUUGCCCAUGGGCCCAUGGAAGAUCACUGUGUACGACCAGGAGUACUUCCAGGGAAAGCGUAUGGAGUUCACCGCCUGCUGCCAGAACAUCAUGGAGUGUGGCAUGGAGAACAUCCGCUCACUGAAGGUCGAGUGUGGAGCCUGGGUGGGUUAUGAGCACUCCAGUUUCUGUGGCCAGCAGUUUGUCCUGGAGAAGGGCGACUACCCCCGUUUUGAGGCCUACAGCGGAAGCAACUCUUACCGUAUCGAGAGGAUGAUCUCCUUCAGACCCAUCUGCUCCGCUUACCACAAGGAGUCCCGUAUGACCAUCUACGAGAAGGAGAACAUGAUUGGUCGCCAGUUUGAGCUUAGUGAUGACUACCCCUCCCUGCAGGCUAUGGGCUGGUUCAAUAACGAGGUUGGAUCCAUGCUCAUCCAGAGUGGAGCCUUUGUGUGCUACCAGUUCCCUGGAUACCGUGGCCACCAGUACAUCUUGGAGAGCGACUGUCACGGGGGAGAAUACAAGUGCUACCGUGAGUUUGGCUCCCAUUCCCAGACCCCUCAGAUCCAGUCCAUCAGGAGGAUCCAGCACUAAGCAGGAAACACUUUCUUCAUCCCUCCUCCAACGCUCCUCCUCUCCUUUCUUCUCUUCUUCUACUUCCUACUCCUCCCUCUCUCCUCUCUCCCUCGACCCACUCCCGGUUCCACUGGUCUGGCCAGUCCAGGAAGAAUAGCGGGCCUCAGGUGCUUACCAGCAAUGUCACAUGUUCACUGCAUUUUUUUUUAUUUUUUACCAUCAUGAAAAAGAAAAGAAGAACGAAUUGAAAGACAGACAGAAUGACCGAACUGAGAGAAAGAGUAAUAACAUGAAAGAAUCCAUCUGCGACUCCUCCCAGAGGCUGUCCGCAGAAUCGGCGAUAACACAACUAAACCUUUUGCUCCUCCUCGUCUACGACACAGACAUCACCAGUUUCUUCCUGACAAUCAUCAACAUCGUUGAUUAUCUGUCACUCUGGUUGUCAUGGGAAACAUUGUAUGAGAUUGAUAAAUAAAGAGAGAGUAAACGAGAAUAACAAGA